Sclerotinia trifoliorum is the source of this 2971-nucleotide messenger RNA. The record is from the annotation of a GenBank genome assembly. NCBI's taxonomy places the organism in Eukaryota, Fungi, Ascomycota, Leotiomycetes, Helotiales, Sclerotiniaceae.
AUACUCAGCAACGUCAACUUUACUCAACCAUUACUCAACCCUUGGUCCUCAAAAUUCAUCCAUCAUCAUCCCCCCCUUCAUCCCUUUCAUCCCUCUCAUCCAAUUGACCCAAUAGAUCUUCAUUUCAUAGCCAUCCGUCUCCUGACUUUGACAAACCAAUUCCCUCAUCUCUCAUUACCUGUCGUCAUUCGGAGUCUGGAUUGUAUAAUGAGAAUUCAAGAGGAAUCUCAUGACUAAGGGCCUGCAUUUCUCAUUACACAUCGCUGCAUGCCAAUACUGGGGUCAAAAGGUUCCAACAAGGUCAAUAUCGCAAUAGUCAAUCCAUCAAGUCCCAUACUUCCCCAGCUUCCCAGGCUUCCCAGGAACGUGUUAGUUUCUCUUACCCCGGAUUGUGUCACCUGCCGCUUAAAAAAGGGACCGUGUUUGACAUUUACCCUAGACUCUGCACGGCACGCAAUUUGAAUCCGGAAUUUCUUCAUAGAACUACACCGCUAGCUUGAUGAAACUCAUCGUUCGUUAAGUAAUAGCGCAUUUAACUCGCAUAUUCAAAUUACAUUACGUUUCUCUUGUCUCAUGGCUUCUCCGGAAAACAAUGUUGGUCAUGAACAGCACGAUCAGCAUAGACAACCGGGCCAGCACAUGAACAGCAGAGAGUAUGCUGUGUCCCAAGACGUUCAGGAUCCUCUUCGUCAGAUUAGAAAUGAAUUCCUCAUUCCUUCUACGGCUGAUUUGCGAGCCAGCACUUUGUCAAGUUUAGGUACGAGAUUCUAAUCUCGGGGGUUGGAUCUGAUAGCUAAAUGGCACCUUAGAAUCUUCAAUUACCACUUCGGGCGAUCCUUGCGUUUACCUUUGUGGAAACUCACUUGGCUUACAGCCGCGUAUCACCUCGACUCGUAUCGAGCAAUAUCUCAAGACUUGGGCAACCCAAGGUGUAUUUGCUCAUUUCAAACCACUUUCUGAUUCGCCUUUGCCAACAUGGCUUCACGUAGAUUCAAGUGCUUCGGGGAACAUUGCCCCUAUUGUUGGUGCGGAACCUUCAGAGAUUAAUGUCAUGCAGACUUUGACUGCCAAUUUGCACCUCAUCAUGUCCGCAUUUUACAAGCCCGAUGUCAAUGGUAGACAUAAAAUCAUAUUGGAAAGCAAAGCAUUUCCAUCAGAUCACGUGCGUCGCCCCUAUUCGCAUUCGUCACCAAUCGUCUAUGCCGGCUAAAUAAUUUACAGUACGCCGUAGAGUCGCAGAUCCGACAUCACAACCUCUCACCUGCUAUAUCGAUGAUAACCCUCGAGUCAAAUUCAAUUGCCGGGCCCACGCUUCCCACUGAUUACAUACUUAAAGCCAUUGAAAUCCAUGCCAAAGACACAGCUCUUCUAAUUCUCCCAGGGAUUCAAUUUUACACAGGUCAAUUAUUCGACAUACCCCUCAUUACACGCAGAGCUCGUGAUUGUGGCAUAUUUGUCAUUUGGGAUCUCGCUCACGCAAUUGGUAAUGUCCCACUUUACCUGCAUGAUUGGGACGUCGAUGCAGCCGCAUGGUGCACUUACAAAUAUCUAAAUGCGGGACCGGGGUGCAUCGGUGGAAUGUUUAUUCAUGACAGGCACACACAAGUCCGUGAUUCAUCACAAAACACGGAUGCAGGUCCUGGGUUCCUGAAUAGAUUAAGUGGUUGGUGGGGUAAUGACAAAAACACGAGAUUCGCCAUGGAGAAUAGCUUCGUGCCGAUAGCCGGCGCUGCGGGAUUUCAAUUGAGCAAUCCAAGUGUGCUAGAUAUCACAAGUCUAAACGCAUCAUUGGAGGUGUUCAAACUUGCCGGUGGAAUGGAAGAGUUGAGGGCUAAAUCCGUGAAGAUCACUGCUUAUUUGGAAGACUUACUUUUAGAUACGACGAUCUACGAAAAGGGAAGAUUCUCGAUUGUCACACCGCAGGAUAGGGAACAGAGAGGGGCUCAGCUGAGUCUGCAGUUGGCUGAUGGAUUGUUGGAUGUUGUUAUGAAAGAACUGGCGUUGCGGGGAGUGGUCGUGGAUGAGAGACAACCAAACGUAAUAAGAGUGGCGCCAGCUCCUCUUUACAACAGUUUCGAGGAUGUAUGGAAGUUUGUGGCCGCGUUUAAAGAAGCAAUGGAUAUCUCUUGGAAGGUAAAUCUCGGCGAAGUGUCUGCUAAGGGCACGGGAACUGGAGAUGUCUUCAUGAGAAGAUAAGACAUCCUUUUGAGGCAAUCACGGUGAUGAAAGUUUUUACCUCCAUGUGCCGAAUGUAUUGUCUAUUAUCUCCGAGUAUCGUCAAAUAAUUCUGGCCGGGCCUCAUGCAAUGCCGUCGGGUCAGAUGUUUUGAUCUCUAUCAAUACUUAAAAACCGAUUUCCGGCCAUCCAAACCCUUGAGCUAUCAAAUUUCAUUAUUGACAGCUAUGAAUCUGAUGUUGCUCCCUUGUCCCGUAUCAGUGCGCAGCCGUAACGGUUCUCAGUUGGUGCCUGACCUCAAGUAUGAUGCUCUGGGCAAGCCUAAUCAACUCCAGCCUUCCUAUGCGACCAGUACCUGUCUCUUUGCAUUUCACUCAGCAUUCCAGGAUUGUAUAUUGCCCAGGGCUGACCAAAAAUGGCACAAUACCUUUCGCCAAGAGUCCUGGACAAGCUGCACCACAUACCUUAGUCACUAUCUUCCGAGUAGACCGGAGAGGAAUAGAAUAGGAAAACUGACACAUUGUAAUCACAUCGGUCGGCCAACAACAUAAUAUUGCAAGGCGAAUAUGCAUCCUUAAGGAGAAAUAAGUCCAGACGGUUCUUGUGCAUACAGGCAUUUACGGUACCUAUGUCGCGCAACCUGAGAAAUAGAGAUUAUGCAUGGCUUGUGUGAGUGAUACUUGAGAUUAUGUAUGCUGUAGACACUGUGGAAGUAUGUCAACCGUCUUGGAAGACUAGAGCCAGGUCUAGGAAUCGUGUCUGCUUUCUAUUCAUCUAUUUUCCCGAAAACAAUAUA